GCCUCUCGCGCUCGCGGGGACUGCCACGCUCAGUGCGGUCCCCAGCCCCGCGCCUGCCGCUCCCGCACCCGUGUCGCAGAGCUGCCCAUGGCUGACCUGAGCUUCAUUGAGGAUGCAGUCGCCUUCCCCGAGAAGGAGGAAGACGAGGAAGAGGAGGAGGAGGAGGGCGUGGAGUGGGGUUACGAGGAAGGUGUUGAGUGGGGCUUAGUGUUUCCUGAUGCUAAUGGGGAGUACCAGUCACCUAUCAACCUAAACUCCAGAGAAGCCAGGUAUGACCCCUCACUGCUGGAUGUCCGCCUGUCUCCAAAUUAUGUGGUGUGCCGGGACUGUGAAGUCACCAACGAUGGACACACCAUUCAAGUCAUCCUGAAGUCAAAAUCAGUCUUGUCAGGAGGACCACUGCCUCAGGGACAGGAGUUUGAGCUGUAUGAAGUUAGAUUUCACUGGGGAAGAGAAAACCAGCGUGGUUCUGAGCACACGGUCAAUUUCAAAGCCUUUCCCAUGGAGCUCCACCUGAUCCACUGGAAUUCCACACUGUUUGGCAGCAUCGAUGAGGCGGUUGGGAAGCCCCAUGGUAUCGCCAUCAUUGCACUAUUUGUUCAGAUCGGGAAGGAACAUGUUGGCUUGAAGGCUGUGACUGAGAUCCUCCAGGAUAUUCAAUAUAAGGGAAAAUCCAAAACAAUUCCAUGCUUUAAUCCUAACACUUUAUUACCAGACCCUCUUCUGCGGGAUUACUGGGUCUAUGAAGGAUCUCUUACUAUCCCACCUUGCAGCGAAGGAGUUACCUGGAUAUUAUUCCGAUACCCUUUAACUAUAUCCCAGAUGCAGAUAGAAGAAUUUCGAAGGCUGAGGACACAUGUCAAGGGGGCAGAACUGGUGGAGGGCUGCGAUGGGAUUUUGGGAGACAAUUUCCGACCUACCCAGCCCCUGAGUGAUAGAGUCAUCCGAGCGGCCUUUCAGUAGCCAGAGAGACCGGGAACAAACCCAUCUGCAUCAGUGAAGAAGACAGUGGUCCCACGGAGUCCUUUGAUGAGGAGUGGAAACUCCUGAGUGGCAGCUUUGUUUUAACCCUCAAGCCUGCAUUAUCUUCAGUUACUGCAGUGUUGAUGGAUAUCUGUGACCAUUGUCUGUAUACAUGCUGUUAUGAAAUAUUAGAAGUGGCUGUUCAUUUUAAAGAAACACAGUGUGUGUGUGCACACACCACAGCUUCUGGAAUUCAUACUUUUGCACAUACUGCUUGUUGCUUAUGUGUAGAAAGAAUGAAAGUAGUUUUCAGACAUACUAAUAUGACUGUAUUAUAUAUCAAUAUGAGAUAAGAAAAGCACAUUCCCAGAGCCAAGUCAUUUAUUUCCUGUCUGUAUUAGAAAAUAUGCUCACUAGUGUAUUUCUUGAUAAUAAAGCAAGAUGUUUGAUCUACAACAGCUUAGAACAUCAAAAUACAAUAUGAAGGAGUCAUAAAAAUUAUCUCGUGUUGUUUUUGCAAUAAUUGCACCAAAUUUAAUGUCAAACUGGUUUGUCAUGGAAAAAAUUUUGAAGUUAAUGCAAAGAUACUUUAUAUAUUAUUUUUAAAAAGAAUUUAAUUGAAUCUAAUAUACUUAUGGCAUAUCUGAAUGUAUGGCUUCUAAGGAGUUAAGAAUAGCAUAAAAAUAGAUAGGAGGAAAGAUGGGGACAGCAUACCAGUAAUAGCUUUGUUUCCAUAAUAGAAAUAAAAAUCCACUAGUAUACUAUGUUAAUUUAGUAUUGUAUACUUUUUAAGUCUUCAAAAUACGUUAUAGAUUGCACAUCUGUAGUGGGAUAAGAUAAGGGUCAACCAUACCCUUCUUUUCAGUUAAGCUCAUCUUCAGUCAUAUCUCAGUUCAAUGUGACAGAAUGGUGUAAAAUGGUAGAGAUAAUGGAAGAAAGCAACUACUUCCCAAAUAAAUUUUAUUGACUGUUUUAAUUGUUGCACUCUCAAUUUGGAGGGAUUGUGUGCUGGUAGCUAGAAUAAGCACCGAUUUAGAGGUUUUAGAUCUGUUGGUAAAGGGAAACAAUACAAAAAAAAAAAAAAUCACAAGAGAUCUCCCUGAAAACAGAAGCAAAGGAAGUUCAACAUAGAGUCUUGGGCAGGAAGGAAAACUAGAGCCAUUGUCCUGAGGGAAGUGGGAUACAGGAAGAUUCAGUAUCCCUGGAACACAACAGAACAGCCACACGCAGGGUCUCUGAUGACAGAGAGAGUGCCUGCAUCCUGCCUCUUUGAAGUUUUUAGUAUUUGCUAAAAUGAAAAUGUUAAAAUAUAGGCUAAACAAACAAACAAAAUGAACCCUGAAAUUGAAAUCUUUAUAGCUUCCAAGCUAGCAAGCACUAUGAAAUCCAUGUUCAGCCAUGACUAUGGGGAUGUCAUAGUUUAUAGCUAAUAGACUAGACUGAAAGGCCGUCAUGGGGUGUCAGUUACAUGGUUCUCCUGGUGAUACUUUGGUAGUACAGUGCUUGGGACACAGUCAUGCAGAGAGGUCUAUGUCUCCACUCCUACAGAGUUGACCUAGACUUGCAUUUUCAUGUCUCAUCCUUCCUAUAGUCUUCAUCCAUCUUACUCUGAAACAUAUAAAGUGGAAAAUGAAAUGUAAUGAAAAACCUACCGUGAUUGUCUUCCAGAAUGAUAUCUAGACGUCAUAAGAAUUUCAUAAAGCAACCAAAUUUAUUUUUUGCGUUUUUUUUUUCUUAAAUGACCAUUUAAGAUUAGUAUCCAUGGUGAAUUUUGUAGAGCAAUUUUAAUCCAGCAACGUGGCUGUUCUGGAAAGAAAUCAUAUUGAAAGACUUUCUUGGUCUGGGCAAUCCACACCUAUAAUCCCUCUGGCUAGAAUACAGAUAUGCCCUUAGUGCACAUCCUGAAUCUGAAACAAUGUAGGCAAUGUUAGUUUGCAGAAGGAAGCAACUAAAAGUGAUGUCUCAUUGAGGGGUAGACAAAGUUACAAAUCAGAGAAAGAUUUGGCAGAACAAAUCAGAUGUAGGAUACCCCAACUCUAAGGAGCACAGGAGAGGUGGGGGGGUCGGGGGGGGGGCGAGCAGUUCAGUGAGCACAGUUCAGUUGAGUUCAGGCAACGCAGUGUUGUGCAGUUGAGUGCGGUUUGCUGUAGUUGAGAUGAAUGCCGUUGAGUUCAGUUGAGUUUGUGCAGUUCUGCUUAGUUCCAUUCAGUUCCUGCCGGCAAUACAGUUCAGUUUGGGGAAAUUCAAGAGGCAGUUUUUCCAAGCAGAGCAAUUCAGAGAGAAGCCAAGAGAAUCCCGUCUUGAAUUAGUCACUUUGGAGAGGAGUUUGAGUCAGAACAGCUGAGUUGAAUGAGCUAGGCAGAGUUCAGAGAGAAGUAGAAAAGGUGAUUUAUUCAGCAAUAAGGCUCCGAGAUGACAGUUACAUCUGGUGAAUAAAAGGUACUUUUACAGAGCCUUUGUAUUCUUUCUAUCUUUUGCCCCCCCCCCCCUUUUUUGAGUUUUUUGAGACAGGGUUUCUCUGUGUAGCUCUGUCUGUCCUGGAACUCACUUUGUACACCAGGCUGGCCUCGAACUCAGAAAUCCUCCUGCCUCUGCCUCCCGAGUGCUUUGGCUCCCCCCCCCCUUUUUUUGAGAAAAGUUUUCACCACAUAGCUCUGGUGGUCUUGCACAUCUCUGUGUAGACCAGACUGGCCUUCAUCUCACAGAGAUCUUCCUGGGUCUGUUGGAAUUGAUGUGUACCACUAAGCCCAACCAAUAUUUUUAUGUAUGAAAACCCCCUCAAAAUGCUAAUUGCAUCUGAUUCAGAAUAGAAACAUUACUGUGUGUUUGUAUGAAUGGAUUUGAAAGUCUAAUUCGUCCAUCAAUAAAACUUUAAAUAACUAUUCUCAAAUCUAUGUUGCUUUGAUGAUGACUGAGAAAGAAAAUUCAAAGCAUUGCAAUGAGAUAUGAGCCUUCUGGAAGUGAGGGAAGCCAUUAACUAGGAAUACAUGGUGACUUCCACAAGUCUUGAGAUUUAGGGUAAAGGCAACAAGCUGAAGUGCCUUUCCAUGUAAAAGUGUAUCUGAGUUGUGGUCAUUAAUGACCUUAAUGGUGUGUGAGGGGAUAUUGUCUUAGAAGGUUUGUCAGCCAAGACACUUUCAGAAUUUAAAUGAGAAAAAAAAUGUUCGUUUGUAUGUGUGUGGAUAUACACAUGCCACACGGUGCACGUGGCGGUCAGAGAACCGCUUCCAGAAGUUGGCUCUCUCUUUGUACCAUGCAGGUCCUAGGGAUAGGAUCAAAAAUUGAUCAUCAGGCUUGGCAGCAAGUGCCACCACCCACUGAACCGUUUUCCUGGGGUCUUUUGUUGGUUAUUAUUCUGUCUAUCCGAAGAUAAUUCUGUUAAUUGUUCUAAAGAACUGAACUCGGAUUUUGUGGCUUUUUUUUUUUUUUUUGAAUUGUGCUUCUGAUGUAGUCUGCAUUUUCUUUCCUUCCUUGAUGCUUACUGUGGAUCUGAACUCUGCUGUUUCCAUUAUCUUAAAGGGUAAAUUAGGUUAUUUCAUUGAUACGUUAGUUUCACAUCAGGAUAUUUGCAGUUGUAAGUUUGUCUUAAAUUUUGAAAUGACACUUUUACAUUUUCUUUCACUUCAUCUUAUGCUCCCCAAUUUUCAGUGCUAUGUUGAAUCCAAUUGUCCCUUAUUCCCGUGGUGUCUAAUUUGUACAAAUAUCUGAGUUUCUAAGUUUUUCCAUUCACUAAUGAUUUCACUUCUUGUGGUUAGGCAAUCUAUUUGGCAGGAUCCGGAUCCAUUAAAAGUUAUGUGCCCUUUCUUGUCUCACGGAGAACAAUAUGGAGAUGUUGAACACGGAUGCUUUUUUUUUUGUUUUCCAUUUGUGCAGUGUCUUUUAUAGAUGUUUAUUUAUCCUAGUUGACUUACAUCUUUGGUUAACUCUUCAAUUUCCUUGUCAAGCUUUUGCUUAUUAUUGAAAGUAAAUAUUGAAGUCUUUAACUACUAUUGUUAAAUUAUUCUUUUAUUAUUUUCUUUGCGCAUUUUAGAACUCUGUUGUUAAAGGUAUACAUAUUUAUAACUGUUUAAUUACUAUUAAAUUGUUCCUAUUUUAGUUUAUAUUCUUAGUGUUCUAGGAAUAUAUAUCAGAAACUAGAAUAUUAGUUAUUGAGAACUGAAUUUAGAUUUAUACCAACUUGAUUAUUAUGAUCUACUUAUUCCAAAAUAGCUCCAUGGCUUCUCUUUUUGUGCUAUAAUUGUGUGUGUGUGUGUAUGCAUAUAUACUUAUAUAUAUAUAUGCAUAUAUAUUUAUAUGUGCAUAUAUAUACAUACAUAUAUGUAUGCAUGUUAUCCUUUUCAUAUGUCCAAAGAUAUCAUCUUAAACAUCAAUUAAAGAUGUAUCAAAAAUAUAUUUUAGAAUUAUUAAUCUGUAUAUGUAUAUACUAAAGAAUCUAAGAAAAGAGAGUAAAUGCACAUUCACAGAGUUUCUUAGUCUUAUUUGUUGAUAUCCUUAUUUUCAUUUCAUUCCAGUGAUUCAAGUUACUGACUGUCAUUUUCUCACUCUAAUUUUGCUUUGUUCCCAUCUGCCUCUGUGCUGUUAUUGUGAAGGGAGCUGUGUAUGUGUGUAUUGAAGCUCUAAUCGUUCAAUAAUACAGUAUUGUCUUAUAUAGUUGCCUUUUGAUAUAAGUAAGAAAUGCCCAUUUAGCACUCCUUUAUAGUGACCUAAUUACAUUUUCUGAUGUUUUGUUGUUGUGUUAAUAAAGGUUCUGUCUAUCACAAA
This is a messenger RNA of Mus musculus (house mouse), 5724 nucleotides long. RefSeq names its product carbonic anhydrase 8 (gene Ca8). The record is from RefSeq and is marked validated. The coding region runs from base 88 to 963 and encodes 291 amino acids. Lineage: Eukaryota; Metazoa; Chordata; Mammalia; Rodentia; Muridae. The transcript has 9 exons. Gene Ontology annotation, molecular function: zinc ion binding; carbonate dehydratase activity.